Eupeodes corollae is the source of this 1384-nucleotide messenger RNA. It is a transcript of the gene meigo, whose product is annotated as solute carrier family 35 member B1 homolog. The transcript is spliced from 3 exons. The coding region runs from base 214 to 1209 and encodes 331 amino acids. The record is from RefSeq and is a predicted model, not a curated record. Gene Ontology annotation, cellular component: Golgi membrane; endoplasmic reticulum membrane. NCBI's taxonomy places the organism in Eukaryota, Metazoa, Arthropoda, Insecta, Diptera, Syrphidae. Gene Ontology annotation, biological process: UDP-galactose transmembrane transport. Gene Ontology annotation, molecular function: UDP-glucose transmembrane transporter activity; UDP-galactose transmembrane transporter activity.
GCAGAGUUAUUAAUUUUUGUAUUUCUAAUAUAACUACUUAUAUAUUAAGUUAAAUAAAUGUUCAAAUAGUUUAAUAUUGUGAUAAUAACUCCUUUGACUGGUAACUACAAACACUCAUUAUUCGACGAGUGUAAUUUAUCUUUAUUUUAUUCAUUAACCCCGACGUGGCUUACUUUAAAAUUGUAAAAACAAAAAAUUCCUGGCUUGCAUAAAAUGAUUAAUGAUAGAUAUAAGUUUAUCGUCUAUUCUGUGGGAAUAUUUUUUUGUUAUUUCUAUUACGGAAUAAUCCAGGAGAAAAUUACAAGAGGACGAUAUGGUGAAACUAAGAAUGAAGAUGGCACAAAAGGCGAGAGGUUCACUUGCGCGCUGGCCAUGGUCUGUGUGCAGUGCUUUUGUAAUGCCCUUUUUGCCAAAGGAAUGUUGCUAACUAAACCCCAAAAGGAUGACACUACACCAACUAGUUACUAUGCCGUUUGUUCGCUCACAUACCUUCUGGCGAUGGUUAGUUCAAAUAUGGCUUUGCGGUGGGUGCCUUAUCCUACUCAGGUAGUUGGUAAAUCCGCAAAACCCAUUCCCGUGAUGAUUCUAGGCGUGCUCUUAGGAAGGAAAUCAUAUUCCUGGACACGAUACGGUUGUGUUUUGACCAUUGUAGCAGGGGUUGUACUUUUUAUGUACAAGGAAGGAAAAGUUAACCCAAAUAUGGUUCAAGAAAAAACAGGUCUUGGAGAACUUCUUCUAUUGCUAAGCCUUGCCAUGGAUGGACUCACUGGAGCUGUUCAAGAACGCAUGCGUUCUUCAAGUGCACCGUCUGGACAGCAAAUGAUGUUAUCAAUGAACUUCUGGAGUUCUAUGAUGCUUGGUUCAGCUAUGAUUGUAACUGGAGAAGGCAAAGAUUUCAUAUUGUUCGCCUCGCGACAUCCCCAGUUAUUAACUCACUUGGCUACUUUAGCCUUGGCUGGUGCUCUCGGUCAACUAUUCAUCUUUCUAAUGGUAGCUGGAUUUGGUCCGUUGGCCUGUUCAGUAGUGACAACAACGAGAAAAUUUUUCACAGUACUUUUUUCCGUGAUAUUCUUUGGAAACCUGUUAAUUCCUAGACAAUGGCUUGGAGCGGUUCUGGUAUUUGCUGGAUUGUUUGCUGAUAUGGUGUUUGGAAAAAAAUCACAAGUCAAAAAGCCCGUAGCGGAGGACAAAAAGAAGCUAAUAUCGUAGAAUAUCGAAUGUACGUAAUGUAACAGAUGCUGGAAGAGUAAAAUAGAAACAAAAGAUGGAAUUCAUUAUUCUUGUACAUUUUUGUACAAACUUAAUUUAAUAUGUUUUAUAAUUUAAAAUUAACUUUUAUGAAAAGUUUAAAAUAAAUUAAUAAUGUAUUUUUUGUAUCAAAACA